Armigeres subalbatus is the source of this 11813-nucleotide messenger RNA. It is a transcript of the gene shakB, whose product is annotated as innexin shaking-B. NCBI's taxonomy places the organism in Eukaryota, Metazoa, Arthropoda, Insecta, Diptera, Culicidae. Gene Ontology annotation, cellular component: gap junction; plasma membrane. The record is from RefSeq and is a predicted model, not a curated record. The transcript has 13 exons. Bases 1308 to 2828 code for a protein of 506 amino acids. Gene Ontology annotation, molecular function: gap junction channel activity.
CGUGGUCGUCGGCUUCAAGUUGCGUUUUCGCUGCUGAUUAUUCAUUUCAACGCCGUCAUCCACAGCCUUUAAAUAGUUCAAGUCCCAAAAAAUAGUUCAAAUUUAUCUAGCAUUAGGUGCCGCAAUUGAACAUCACUUAUCGACGGGGAUACAGCGAAAACAAACUCCUAUGGCUAUGUAGAUCUGGAAACAAGAGAUACAAGCAAAACAGGCCACGGAACGGCAACCAGCUUGCGGAAGCAUAGAAUAAUAGCAAAAAAUUAACGCCUGGCAAAUGGGAUAUUAACACAUCGACCUACAAAUUUACAUAAAUUUAAGAUUGACACAAUUGCUCAUACAUGAAACACCUAUCGAACGUGAGUACAGGACCUGGCCGUUUUACAGUGCAGGUGUGCAUAAUCAUCGUCAAAUUAGAAAUAAUUCAUUGCUGGUAAAUUAGGCAGCAGCUGAUAAUUAGAUUGGAGAAGUGUAUUUCAUCAAAUCAAAAAGAAUCCCAGCUACAUUUUUGGAGGCAGCAAGGAAGAAUUCUGCGAAAAUGAAUGGGAAAUUGGAGAAUACUAAUCGAAACAAAAGAAAGUGAUAAAGUGGUGAAGUCUCGAUUAAAGUGAUUGUAAUAUUCAAACGAAAGCUCGUUGAGAGGAGAUUCGAAUGAUGAAAAGAUCAUGGUGGCGACAAGUGACAGAAUAUUUGGUGCAUACAAUUACACCUCAACAAUCAAGCGGCUUCUAUUGUUGGAAUUGAUUAGUGGGCGAUAAAACAAGAAAAAAAGAUGCAGAUUUCGAGGCUUAUCUGCUAUUGUGGUUCUUAUACUAAUGACCAAGGAUAACGUGAACGGGAGGAAGAGUGCAUAAUGAUGUGGUGUUUUCUCUUUGAUUUCAUAAUAUAUGGCUGAAAAAGAGAGAACAUAUGAUUAUAUGUGUAUCAUAACUAUCCUGCGCAUUGAAGUCUACAGCCAAAAACCUACGGCUGCAAUGCGACGGGUGAACACAACCAUAAACUUAGCCAAUCUUACACAAUGUCAUAAAUCGUAAUGGAUGUGCCAAAGCGCAUUCAACCGCUGCUGACGCUGGAUCCGUGUCCGUCUUUUCCUGUGUUUCCAAAAAUACAUACGAAAACCAACAGAAUACCAAAAUGGAAAAGAAAAAAAUGCAUCGUUUGAAACAGUAUCAGUACUCUAUAAACCGUUUACUCGGUUACUAUAAAUUACCCUGAGGUGCAUCCAUGGAGUGAAUACACGAAGAUUCUGUUUUGGUUACUAAACAAUUGAGUGAUUUCAAUGAAGAGAAUCAAACGCAAAUUGAUUAUAAAUGUUAAGUGAUCCAGAGAGUCGUGUUGAUUUGAAAACGUUUCGGAGUGCCUCAAUAGUGAGUUCAAUAUUCGACACUGGUGGAUCAACAAAAUUUCAUCCAUUGGAUCCUAGUGUGACACUUGAGCUUGAAUCACCGGAUACUCCUCGAAGAAGGAGUAUUUAUGAUUCCGGUCAUCAAUCACACAUGGGAAGAGCCGUUUCUGCUAGGAGCUUAGUCGAUACUAGGAGAGGAAUCCAACACAAGAGAUCAUUUUCCAAGAAAGUAAAAACACAGCUGGUUGAAGGAGUGCCAUCCUAUUUUCGCCGAAAUCAAGGGGGGCCGCCACAAAGAGCCCCCAUUAAUUCACCAUCCAGUAGUAAUAUGGAGUUUUUAAGAGGCGUCUAUGCGUUUAUGCAAGUGAGCAGAUCAUCGGUAAAUCAUGUGAAAACAGAUUCUUCGAUAUUUCGAUUACACACGAACGCAACCGUUAUACUUUUGGUAACGUUUUCGAUAGCAGUAACAACUCGACAAUACGUCGGAAAUCCAAUAGACUGCGUUCAUACACGCGACAUCCCUGAAGACGUGCUUAACACAUACUGUUGGAUCCAUUCAACAUACACAGUAGUAGACGCCUUCAUGAAGAAACAAGGUCAAGAAGUGCCAUUUCCAGGAGUAGAUAACUCACAACGAAGCGGUGCAUUGACAAUUAGGCAUACCAAGUACUAUCAAUGGGUAGCAUUUACUUUAUUUUUUCAGGCAAUUUUAUUUUAUACGCCGAGAUGGCUGUGGAAGUCCUGGGAAGGAGGAAAAAUACACGCGUUGAUGAUGGACCUCGACAUAGGCAUCUGUUCCGAAAUAGAAAAAAAGCAGAAGAAAAAGCUGCUUCUCGAUUACUUAUGGGAUAACUUAAGGUAUCAUAAUUGGUGGGCGUAUAGGUACUAUAUAUGUGAAUUUUUAUCACUAGUGAAUGUGAUAGGCCAAAUGUUUCUAAUGAACCGGUUUUUUGACGGUGAAUUCAUGACGUUUGGAUUAGACGUGAUAACGCAUAUGGAAGCGGAUCAAGAGGAUCGCAUGGAUCCGAUGAUCUACAUAUUCCCGAGAAUGACCAAAUGUACUUUCUACAAGUAUGGUGUCAGCGGCGAAGUCGAACGACACGAUGCCAUAUGUAUUCUACCGCUGAAUGUAGUCAAUGAGAAAAUUUAUAUUUUUCUGUGGUUUUGGUUUAUUAUUCUGACGAUACUGACGACGUUAACGAUAUUGUAUAGAAUAAUUAUUAUUUUCUCGCCUCGAAUGCGAGUGUAUUUAUUAAGACUAAGGUUUAGGUUAGUUCGUCGCGACGCUAUAGAGAUUAUAGUAAGACGUUCGAAAAUGGGCGAUUGGUUUUUAUUAUAUAGAUUAGGUGAAAAUUUAGAUAGUAUUAUAUUUCGUGAUGUUAUGCAAGAUUUAGCGAAUCGUCUACAUAAUAAUCAACACCAUCGUGUACCUGGUAUGAAAGAUGUCGACAAAAUUGAGUACGGAUUCGGAGUAAAUUUAUUUUGAUUUAAAUUGAACAUACGCCCGACGGAUUUUACUAGUUACACACAUAAAUUACGGAUUAAGUUAUUUGAGAGCUUAUGAUGAUCAUUUCGAAUAUAAAAAAGAUUAGCCAAACAUGUCUAGAAUCGCAUUACUAAUCAACUGAAUUACACAUUAUAGUAGACAAAAACAUACAUUUACAAUUAACUUUUCAGUAGAGACAUUCGAUUGAUCUCACAAUUCCCAUCUACAUAUAGUCAAUCUUAGAAAUUUAGUCGAACAUAAAACAAUUUCACAAGCUAAAUGGCAAAACAUCAUGACAAAAGUAAAGUGAAUAAAUAUCCAAAAAGCUGAUAGAAUCUUCUUCGCAAUUGAAUACAGUUUCCAGACACAUUGCCAAUAAUUUAAAUGAUAACAAAAUACUCAAUUGGUUUGGAGAUAUUUGCAGUAAUGAAAUCUGUUCCAUAUGUUUAUGGUGUGGGUGAAAUGAAUAUUAUUGAAGAUACUUAACAUAUUUUGCAAACUCAAACUGAACCAUCCAGAAACGUGAUAAAGCUAAUGAAAUUACGCUAAUGUGCCGAAAUGAAUGGAGUCUUCGUCGUGUUAUUUCUUUGGGACUAAGAAAAAUAUGACUACUAACACCGUGAUGAUUCCAAGUUAGUGCGUUUAUCCCAGCAUUAUCACAGAUGUGUUUCGCACUUAAAAACAGUUCAAAGCGCACAGCGCAAAACAGAGCAAACUUCUUUCUUUGUUUUACCUUAAGUGCAAACUUUGUUUGCCAACUUAGUAGUUUUUGCGAUACUUCCAAAUUUGAUAUUGUUACUGAGAAUAAAUCUCAUUUUUGCAUUUUAAUUAUUUUUUAUGGGUUUUUAUUUUCAUUCAAAAUAUAAAUUUCACAUUAACCACACAUGUCACAUAUCGAAAGGAUGUGUGUUGCAUGAAACAUUUCUCUCAACACUGCCAAUUCAUACAGUCAGAAGCCCAUAGUUUCAAACUCAAAAGUAAAACUGACCAGAAAGAAAACUCUUAGUAACCGCGAAACCCUAUAUCAAAACAGACUUGUAAAAAUACACAUUAUUCAUAAUACAUUUUAAUAUAACGAAGAUCUCCUGCUCACCGAACCUGAAUACUGGAGAACUUUAGAAUCGAUAACAUACGUUUCUCAUCGUGGGCUAUUCCUUAUGCGACGGUUCAAUAAGAGCAUAAACUAAAUCCAACGUGCCCAUUCCAUAGUAUUUCAAAUCCGUGUAAAUAUUUUUCUAUGAAAAAAAAAACAUCAAAGUAAUCAAGCCAUUAUUUGAACAUUAAAAAAAUUGUUUUGUAGUAACAAAUUUGAAAAAUACAAAAAAGAACACUAAAGGCUCUAAAAGCAACGUAUGCUUCUUUACAAAUCUAAUCAAAAUAAUUAGCUAGUGUAUAUAAUGCAGAAUAUGUACAUAAAUUAAAAGAAAAGUAAAUUUAUAACGUCGAUAUCAAAAAACCGAACAAAAAAAUCGAGGAAAAAACGAACAGGCACAGAAAAACACAUUUCUGAUUGAAUGAAAAGAAAAUCAUGAAAUAUCAUAUAAAACGAAAAUGGCUGAGUGAUAAUUCAUGCAUAGCAUCAUUACAAAUACAUCUUAGAGAUAGUUAUCACAUGUUAGGAAAAAAUGUUGAAUCUAGUUUUGCAGCUUAUUGCAUCAAUAGUUGAGGUCUAUUUGUUUACAAAAUGUAGCGGAAUUUCAUUUCAACAAUUCGACAAUACUUCCGGCAUAUUGAAUCCCAAUUGAAAGUAGGCUCGUAUAACGUUUGAAAAUGCAAACUCAACUGUAUUUAACUGGUUUCAAUAUCAGAAACACUUUUUGCUGAAAGGUUAUUUGGCACAUUUUUGUAUAGAAGUAAGAAAUUAGAAGACAUUUUUUUCAAUGUUUUAAAUCAGCAUAUUUAAAAGGUACUACCGUUGUUGGUAGAUAUUGAAAGCAUUUAGUUUUGAUGAGGUAAUCUGCAAGACACCAUAUAUGUAUCUUACAAGCAAUAAAUAUCUAGAAUUUUGCAAAAAGGGAACGGUUGAUUUUCAGUUUGAAUUGGUACUAUCAGCUUCAUUUAAUAUUGACCUCGGUAACGGAUAUAUUUGGCUUUCAUGAAUCAUCGACCCUGUUCGAACCAUUGUCACUGCUGGCGCGUAUUUAGAUUAGCUCGUCGCUAUUUAUUUUAAUUAGCAAAUUACGACAUCUCUGGCAAUAAUACUUUUGCUAGGCAAAAUUGAUAACGAAAAUUUUGUUCUAUUUGUACACACAUUACAAUGAAAUAUUUUGAAAAUAAUGGAAAUGAUAGUAGUGGAACAUGUGAGCGAGCCAAUUGGAAUAACGCCAUUUGGCAUCAAGUCAUUUUGUUUGAAAGCCAUUUAGUGUAAGUAUGCUAAAUACUGGACACUUGGCAUAAUUUGUACAUUAUCAAAGGUGAGGGUAAUUUUGCAUAUUUUAUUGUCUUCUCAAAAUAGUUUUUUUUACAUGGAAUAAGUAUUAUACAUAUUGAAAAGGAAAGAAGCUAAAAACUGAAAGUGAAUCAUGAAUAUUAUUCAAAAUGCAUCUGCUCGGCAUUACACAAUGGUGAUUACUUUUUUAUAAUAAUGCAUCUUUUCGAAUUAAACAGGUAGAUGUUUGCCCGGAAUAAGGCAUUGGUAGAUUUAAUUCAAAGCUUAAAAUAUUCAUCUCCAUGAAGCAACAUCGGUCCGAAUUUUGACAAACAUCGCAAGAUUAUUCAAAACAUAGAAUGACAUAGUCAGACAACUACUCAACCAACUCAUUCAUUCAACUGUCACUGAGUGUGCUUACUAUGUGCAGAAAAAACAUAAUAAGCACUGUUUAUAUUGAUGUUUACCGUUGGAAGUGCCUCGCGGUUGCAAAUCGGAUUCAGUUCUAUGUGAUAAAUUACUCAUUUAAAACGUGUUCAGAUUUCAGAUAAUUUAUCAUUUUGUAGAAUGUGCAUAAAUAUUCAAUGACUAAUAUUCAACCGAAUAUUGACAGUCCAGAGCCGACUAUGAAUGUGCCUGGAAGUGAGCUGACAAGUGAAGAAAGGUGUACUUCACCAAAAAUUAUUGGUAUUUUACACUCUGGAUACAAUUCCUUUUUGAGAGCAACCACCUGUCCAGCAGAGAACAAAAAGGAUGUGAUGAUUAUAGCAAGCAAGCUUUUUCCUAGAUACCUUUCUUGGGAACAAUCGUCUGUCGCACCAAAUGACCUCCCCUUUUUCACAAUUCAAAAUCAUGUCCAAUGACCCACACGCUUGUCGCAGUUCAGCAUUCUAUCAAUUUUCCGUUAUGCUAAAUAGCACUAUGCCAAAUGACAUAGAGCUUCCAUAGUUAUUAUUCAUUGAAAUAAUUGAGAUUAUUCAAUGAAACACUUUUUGUUCGAAGAAUUAUUGUUACCAAUCAUCAAAAAUCCACUUUGCCCUUCAAAUAUGGUGACUAACUUUGAGAUGGACAGAAAAAUAGACGUUAUAAAAAACCACUUUAAAAUAUGGUUUGCUUUUCAAAUAUUGGACCUGUUUUCAAUAUAUUGCUAAAAAAUUGAAGCGUAAGAGUAUUACCUUUAACUAAAAACACGGAAUCUGAACUUGUAUGGAUAUUUCACAAAGCUAUUAUUUAUUUGAUUUUUGGCCAUUUCUUGUUUUCCAUUUUCCAUUUUUGUUUUUCAGUUUCUGUAAGGUUCUUAUGAAGAACUGUGUUGAAAUCUGCCACCCGCUGGUCUGUAUUUCUACUUUGUUAUAUAGGGGAACUGUACCGGAUUUGGCCAUGUUCCCAAAAAUAAGCCAAUUCGCAAGGGUUUUAUUAGUUCCAACAAGAGAUAUAUCCCUCACCCUUCAACGCUGCUUUCAACUGAUCGAUUAUUUUGGAAAAAUAUGUAUUUUUCAGGGUUGGCCAAAUUAGGCGCUAAGUUGGCCAAAACCGGUGCACUUCCCCUAUGUUAAAUUGAACGAUCUUUUUCGGAACCGUCAUUUUUUUUUCAGACAACCGUAUCUUGAAUUUCGUUACGCUAAUAAAAAAAAUCGGAUUUAAUUAUUCCCAUGCGUAUUAAAAUUGAGCAAAUGUUAUAUACAUCUGAAAUACGCUGACUUAUGGAGAGAGCUAGCCUUUUGUACACGCUUUUGAUCGAUCCAACUUAAUGUGGAAUUAUUUUACCUAAGGCCAUGAUAUUUGUUUCGGUCAUUUUACAUUUACGUACAAACAUAAUGCAAGUGAAGAGAAAAAACAAAAGCUUAACAAUUAAUAAAAAUUAAUUUAGCCCACAUCUCUAGUGGUUUAUUUUGGAUUCUGAGGUCAACUAUUCCCACAAUUAAAUCGGAAAUUCGUAGAACUUUUCUUUAAACUAAAAAUGUCUUUAUGGAUUUCAAAAUUCCUUAAGAGAUCUUCAGAUAGCUUAACUCUAAAAAAGAUCUAAUGAAAUCUAAUGAAACUCUUCAAUUGGAAACAAUAUGUAACAUGUGAAGGAUCUUCAAUUAGGGAAUUAGAUUUUGUGGCUUUCAUUAUAUUGCAAACCAGGAGAUAACAUUUCAGAAACGAUAUAAGUAUCCUUAUAAAAUUAAUGAAAUUGAAAAUAAAAAAACAUUUGGUAGAUUCAUUAGUUUUCGAACUUUUGUUCAUUCACUGUAAAUGCUUUUCUGGUGAUGAAAGUAGCCGCACACCUCGGGAAACUUGUCAGCCGGGUUUUGGUCCCCUUGUAUUUUAAAUGGGGUCAAGAUUCUGAUUUUCCGUGUCAAAUUCCGCCAAUCCGACCCCUUUAAAAUAACACGGGAAUAAAAUCCGUGGACAAGAUUCCCGAGAUGUAGGGUUUAGCUGCUUUUCACACCUGUGAAUAAGCCUCUGGAGGCUGGCAGCGUACAGUGGAACUAAUUAAAAAAGACGGUCAAAAAUAUAAGAAGUGAUUGAAAUGGUCUAAAAGGCCAUAUAUUGGAAUAUUUCAUUGAGUAUAUGCUUCAUCUUAUUGGCAUUACGUCCCAACAUUGGACUAUACUAGUUGGAAUGGGUUUUGUUUCGUUCAUAAACAACGUAACGCCGUAGAGGCGUAGUUGGUGACUUAAUAAUACGGAUUAUGUAAAAUAUUCGUUAAUGAUAUGUUUUUUUAUAUUUAAACAUUCAAAAGUUCAUCCGUCACUCAAGUUUGGUUUGCUUUUUAAUAAAACCUAUGAGGCUUUCCAAAUUACUACCCUCAUGUCUUUUGAAGUUUUUUCUUUUAGCUGCUUGAAGUAGAGUAUUACCUACUACACCAUAUAAGUUAGUUUCAACAAACAAAUACAACAUGAAUAUAAUCUAGAGUUUAAUAUAGCUUGUGAAAAACAUAUGGUUUUGAACGGGCCUUCGCAAAAUUUGGUAACAAUGCCAAAUGCUUUUUUUUCUCAAUAUUUUUUGCUAUUUAUCAUUAAGUUACAAAACUUUAUACCCUCCGGACUUCGGUAUUCAGAUAAGAAUCAUGUACUCAAUCGAGUUGGAAAGUUUUUUUUUAAGACGCGUAGUAAUCAAGGAGCUUCCAUGAAGAUUGAUAAAAGGCGAUUGUAAGUUGUAAAAAUAUGUAAGAUUGCAUACAUGUUUUCAUCAGCAAAAAUUAUGAUUCCUGUGAGAUAUUUCCUUUUCCCAGCAGCCUUUACUAAAAACUUUGAAUAACACGAUUGCUGCGAAUUGGCGAUGUUCACCUUGGUGUAAAACAUUGCUGAGGCAUUGGCAAACGAUUAAGUGUUUACACAGUUAGCUCGGUUCAUCGGUGUAUGGAAUAAAUUUACAAUGUUUUUUUAGAAAUAGGAAAAUAACAGUACUCAUAUUUAUGCUUUUUUAAAUUCAACCCAACAAUUCGGUUCAAGAAUAAAUUUCCAAUACCCCUUAUCUAAUUUUAUGAACAAAGGCUUGAUAAUGAUUGCGUUGGUGUGCUACCAGAUUCGACCAUUUGCCAUUUAUUUUUAUUUCCUUCUACAUAUUCCUUUUUCUGCUUGUCAUUGCAUCAAAUUGUAUGUUGUGAAUACAUCAAUGGAUAAACCAUGCAAAGGAAAUCGAGGAUGUUCCCGUAAAUCGAGCGAAUCUCAGAAAUGGCAGUCAAAAGGUUAAUUUGAGACUCCGUUUGAAAAUUUGUUAUUUGGAUCAUAAGACCAGAUCACUGACAUAUUAUCAUUGGUAAUUACUCUUCAAUUAACCUUCUCUAGCUUAACCAUCCUUUUGGUAUCCUCAUGGUUUAUUAAAGCAUGUACGAUUUCUAACGAGUUAUGAUAAACAGUAUGAUGUUAUAGCAAAAUCAAACAGUUAUUGAACAUUUAAUUUUCUUACUAAAACUACAUCUACAAGAAUUUCGCUCAGCUGGUAGUGCAAACACUAUUUCCCACAGCAUAUUACACGAAGUACUACAGGAUUAAACAAUUUGAACGUUAAAAAGUAAAAAAAUCAUUUACAACGAUCCGGAUAUGACCGACAUACAAAGAGCACAUAAAUUGUCAUCAAUCUCACUGAACUUUAAAAAUCAAAUAAGAGUGAUAUAAUUCUCUUUGCUUGCUUUAUAUUUAUCUAUUGAUCACACCAAUGCGUGAUUCUCAAAAUUUACCAAAGCAAAGUAUGUCAAAGUAUGUUUCCAUUCGCUUGAACAUUAUGCAAAAAGCAUUAUAAAGACAACUAGCUCAGCAAAUAUUUUAGCACUAGAAAAUCCCUUUUGAAAAAUUGUGUGAACUUCCUUUUUUUCAUUCUUUAAACCAGCCAUUGCUUCCAAAGCAUAUUGUAAAAAAGGUUUAAUCACAAUAAUAUUAUCGCCAGUUUAACCUAGCGUCUUCCACAAAAUCUGAGUACUGCUCUGUUUGUUUGAAAUACUUUUUCAUUUGUGCUUCAUAAUAAAUAAAUAUUACCAAAAGUCUAAUUUGUAUUCCAUAUAAUGCAAACAUUUAAAUAUUAUCCCAAAAAAGAGUAAACAUAUCAAGUCCCAGUCUGCUACCAGCAUAGUAAAGGUGCCAAACUAAUGUUUUUUUUUGUUGAGCUGUAUUACAACGUGUUCUUGUAGACCUCAAUGUUCAUUAUCUUGUUGUUUUCUUGUUUCUGUUUACUUCGCAACGGUUCCAAUCUCUCUAUGAUCAAAUUUAUAAUUAUGUGUACUUGAUGCGUACGCUCAUGCGGUUCAAAACACCGUUAAAAGUUAACUAAUAGUACAUAUUACUUCGACCUUAUGUGUAAAAAUGACCUAAAGGGCUGCCACUCAAUUAUUCAUAAGCCGAAUAAAAAAAAUCUAAAAUAUGCAAGGAAACAUUUGUGAAAUAACUACAAUUUACUCAGUCAUCCUGACAUGAAAUCAUGAGAACAUAGUUCUUCUGCUCAUAUGAAUAUAAAAGUUUGUCAAUUAAAAGUCACAAAAAAGUGCACAACUUUAUGAGCAUGGUACAGCAGGGGAAGUGAACAGGCCAAUAAAAGUGUUCCAGGUGAACUUUCGAAAAGUCACUUUGCAAUUUCUUUUCAUUUUCCCUCAGUAUUGCAAAAUAUAGAACAUAAUACAAUAAGGCUGAAAUAUCAUUAAAAUCCUAAAUGGUAUGUCUGAAGGUGGCCUGGUAUCCUUCUGUCAUCAUGAUCCACUUCCCCCGGUGUACACCACCGCAAAUCAAAUUUUGUUUCGCGAAUUUCCUCGAUGUUAUCUCAUGUGUUUUAUUUUACUCAACCUUAAUUUGUUGUAUACCGUGCCGCUCAACAACUUCGGGUCAUUUUUACAAACCAUAUAAAGCGUACACUACUAAUAGUGUCGAGUUUAAUGAUCUCUGGCGAGUUAAUAGCCUAUGUUUAAAGAAACAAUUUAGAAGUCUCAUCUCAUUAUAACUUCAUUAAUACAAACUGCCAAACAUUGACAUAUAACAAAUUGCCAGGAAAAAAGUAAAACUUCCUAUCAUUACUAUUUCACUUCCAUCAAAUUAUUCUCUCCAUAAAAAAUACUCAAAUAAUCAGCAAUUUUGUUGAGAUACAUGCAGAAAAAUAAUCAGACUAUUUUUAUAUAUAUGAAGAUUCUUAUAACGUAAUGUAGAGGAUGCGUAGUAAGAAAAUUAAUUUUCGGUGAAAAUCAUUCAUUACAACGUAUUCAUUCAGCAGGACUAUACAUAAAUACUUACCUAAAUCGUAUAUACAUAAGAAAUUUGUAACUUCGAACACAAAUCGAUCGUGGGAAAAUAUGAUGAAUUGAGCGUUACAAAACAAAAAAAAAUGCAAAAAGUAAGCAUACCAAAAUCGACUUAAGUGAUUUUAUAGCAUACAAAACAAGAAUUUUAAUAACGACCAAACUUAAUAUUAAUUAUACACAUAAAUGUUUUUAACGAUACGGAAGAUAAAGAAAAUGAGCAAAAUUGAUACUAAAACACCAAGAAGUGCUAUUAGUAAAUAAAACCCAUUAUUAUCUGUUUAUUAUAUUUCAUUGAAAUAAUGAAGACGAAUCUUCCACUUCAGAUAUAAUAAGAAAAUAUGAAAGAGUAGUGCAUAAAUCUAGAAUGAGCAUUAUAAAACGAGUUAAAAUAUGGUGAUACGAGUGUUAAACCAGAGUUAUUAUCUUUUAUUAAUAAUCUGAUGCAGAAGGAUGAGAAAUAUUAAUAAUAAAAACUAGUUACUGCCUUAAAGAAAAUAGAGAAAAUAAUUGAAGUUCAUUGAAACGUAGCCGAUGAUUAUAUAACGUAAAGAAAAAAGCAAUCGAUCGGAAGCAGAGAAAACAUGAGAUAGGAAAAUAGACUUUAUACGUUUAUUCAGCAAAAUCAAUUCGAACAGAUAAUUCUUUUCAUCCAAAACAUAACAAAUAUCUAUUCAAAAUCAUCAGAACGUAUGUCAGAACAAUUGUUUUCUGUCUGCUAUGUUCAUCUUUUUUUAUUGUCAUGAUUCACAGAAAAGCGAAACCCAUAAAACUAAUAUAAGUCUCAGUGACAUUGUAAAUACUGCCAUGUAUACAAUAAUAAAACCAAACUAUUUCUAACACAAAAUAAAAAUAACGACUACAAAUAUGAAUAAAGUAUUUUCUUACUUCAACUCGAAGUUAUUCGAAC